AUGGCUUCGCGCUUCCGCAAUUUCAUCCCAUAUGCCGUACCUGGAGCGCUGGCACUUCUUGGCUGCUGGUGGCUCUAUUCCCAUCGAAAACAGCACGCAAGCUAUCACAAUGAACAAGCAAUAGGCCCUGAAGAAGAGCAGCAGGAAGAAGUGCCAGAGGAUGAUUGCUCACCCAGACGAGAAGCGCGUCUUCCUCGAAGGCUGCUAUUGGAUACUGGCUCUGUGACAGCCCAUGGCCUGGGAUUGGAAAAGGAAGCCAAGACCGCAGCAGCCUUUCUCAGUAAUGAGGGUGAAGUGGUAUCAGGUCGCAAGGAUUCUGGAGUGAGCGUGUUACCGGAGAAUCUGGACUCUGCCUGUUUGGAGCAGUCCAGGGAAGAAGAGAUUUCAGAGAUUGCCAUUACUUCACCUGUGUGUCAGGGGGAGGACACACAGCCAAAAGGAGAUGAUUUGGAAAGAGAGAGAGUUGGAGGAGGGAGUUUGGACGAGGAAGAAGUUGAGAAAAUGGAGCAAGCAGCAAUACAGGUCACCUCCAAGGUCCUUUUGGCAGCAACUGAGGAAGUCCUGUCUGGUUCUGCAAGUGCUGUGACCACUCAGAUCUGCCAGGCUGCUGCCAGCCAAACUGAGAGACCUCUGGAGAUGGCAAGCAUUGUUUCAUCUGACCAGAUGCUUGCUGAGCAGGCUACAGGAGUGGAUGAGAACCUUGCUGCAAAGAGUGAUGCUGCGGUACUGACAUCCCCGCAGACAGAGGAACAGGAUGAGAAUGGGACAGAUUCCAGCUGUUGCACACACGGCCGUUCAUCCGUCCCUGCUCAGGGAGGCAUAAAAGCCCGUGGGACGAAGAACCGUGUGUGCAGUCGGUCCCAAGGAGUUGAUUGCACUCCUGUGGAAAACCGUCGAGGGUCACUGGAAUGCUCACCCUUGGUUAUGGGGGACUUUGGGUACAGCACAUACACAUCUGAAGGUGGAACAAGUGUGCAGGACUCCCUGCAGUACCCCAUGCUGUCUGUUGCAUUGGGCCAGCAUUCAGACUCACUGAGCCUAUCUGCAACCCAAGAUGCCUCUGCUGAGCAGAGCUCAGCACCAAGUGACAAAGCUCCUGCUCUGAAGCUCUCUGGAGACAGCAAAGGGCCAUACAGUAAUGGCAUCCUGAAAGAGGCUGGUCCAGACUUGCACCUUGGGUGCAGGAGUGCAGCAGGGAUGGAUGGAGAUCACUUGGGAGGUUUGGAUGGAAAUGGCAUGGAUUCUGUGGACAGUGGCUGUGCCAUGAGGAAGACAGUGACUCGCCAGACCUCUAAACCAGGAGGAGACUCCAGCAAGUCUGACUUCAUCAUCUGGGAAAUAGAGGUCCCAAAGGAACGUGUUGGCCGUUUGAUCAGCAAACAAGGAAGAUUCAUGAGCUUCUUCAGGCAAUUUUCUGGUGCCAAAAUGGUCUCAAGGCUCCCUUAUUUCUGUGACUCCCAAGUCUGUCACAUUGAAGGCUCCAUGCAUCAAGUAGAAAGAGUACUGAGCCUGAUUGGCAAGAAGUUCCAAGAGCUGUGUCUCACCAACAUCCACGGUCUACCUCAACCAACACCUUUGACGCUCCAUUCCCUCCUUAUGACUGCCUGGCUGUUCCUCCCAGAUGGAGUCGCUGUAGAGGUGGUCGUGGCAAACCAAGUCGAUGCUGGGCACCUCUUCCUACAGCAGCAUACGCACCCCACUUACCAUGCCCUGCAUAGCCCGGACCAGCAGAUGCGUGCCUGCUGUUCCCAGCCUGAAAUGCCAAGCCUGCCAGCUCCAGUAGAAGUUGGUGUCAUAUGCGCGGCUCCAGGCCUGGAUGGGGCAUGGUUACCGGCUCAGGUUAUCAGCUCAUUCCAAGAGACCGGUGAAGUGGAGCUCAGAUAUGUGGACUACAGAGGAUAUGACCGAGUGAUGAUCGACAUGCUCAGACCAAUCAGGUCUGACUUUUUACCGCUGCCUUUCCAAGGAGCAGAAGCUGUCCUGGACAACCUGGUGCCGCUUCCAG
Molecule: messenger RNA, 2005 nt
Organism: Egretta garzetta (little egret)
Lineage: Eukaryota; Metazoa; Chordata; Aves; Pelecaniformes; Ardeidae
Product: A-kinase anchor protein 1, mitochondrial-like
Exons: 7
Molecular function (GO): RNA binding
Source: RefSeq, a predicted model, not a curated record